Klebsormidium nitens is the source of this 1343-nucleotide messenger RNA. The record is from the annotation of a GenBank genome assembly. Lineage: Eukaryota; Viridiplantae; Streptophyta; Klebsormidiophyceae; Klebsormidiales; Klebsormidiaceae.
CAAAGCCACUGUAUUCGGGUUAUCUUCAUAACGGCCAGAGGGCUGCGCUUGCAAAUCAGAGUUUUGUAGCGGUUCCACCCAUAACCCUCGUUCAGCCGAGCAUGGUUGGCACUCUGCCCUGACCCUGCCGAGCCUGCUCGCGUGCUCCUCUGACUUGUGAAGCUGAUAAAUGCAGCGCGUUGCAUCGCCUCCAACUUGUUUUCCUCCAGCUUCCACCUCUUGCACGGCUGUCCCACUCCAAAGCCCGGGAAUCAGGCGCACUUUUCUUCAGUGUUGGCCCUCUGAUGGAGCGGUGGUGCUAAAAGCCAAUUUGUCGCUUGCCCCUCUGACGCGUCCCCCUUGUCUAUCAUUAGCCAAAGUUUUUGUUGGUAGGAGGAGCAUGGCUUCCAGUAACCUGACGCCAUCAGUUGCGGACACGCCACCUCCUCCACAACCCUCCGACACUUCUCAACCUGAUCAAGAUUCCCGUCCAAACGAUCUGGGUACUUCGGCAACGCCACAACCUCAGAAAUCCCCUGGGAGCCAGCUAGAGCAGCCCCAAGCCAAGAAGCCAAAGCCAGGCAAGCAUAACACCAUGAAGAGGAGACCAGACGCGGAGGGGCGGCUUGCUUUGACGCACCGCCACCCUGACUUUGUCCUCCCAGAACUGCCGGCGGACGUUCACCCGAAGCCCUCAGACUUUCUGGACGAGGAGAGCGAGCGGAGAAUCUGUCCGCAGUGCAAAAGCAGCCGUUCCCUUUUCUGCUAUGAUUGCCUCCAGGUCCUGACGGAUCGCAGCAAAGUUCCCACUGUCAACCUGCCAUUCCACAUUCACAUCCUUUUGCAUGGAGAGGAACGGCGAAGUGCGGCAACCAGCGUCCACGCCGCCCUGUUGGCACCGGGCCAAGUGACCAUCUACGGAGGAAACCGCUUUCCGACAGCUUUUGACCCCUCUACUACGGCCGUCCUGUUCCCGUCGAGCAAAUCAGUGCCAGUCUCCGAGUUGCAAAUGGAGCGCCUCGAACACGUUCUUCUCAUAGACUCGAAGUGGAAGAAAGCCAAGUCGCUCAUCGAGGAUCCGCUUCUGAAAGGGCUGCCACACGUUCGCCUCGAGCCCGUGAAGACCGCUUUUUGGCGGUACCACACGAAAAACAUCACAGACGAGGGGGUGUCUACCAUUGAAGCUAUUUACUAUCUCUGCAAGCAGAGGCAUACGAAAGCCCACGAGGGCGGAAGUAGCGAGUGCCACUGCUAUGACGAUCUUCUGUUCUAUUUCGCACACAUAUAUCGCCGGAUAAGGAAGACCGGUGAGUCGUCUUAAAGAAUACCGCUGGGCUUGCCUGUCCGGCCAAAUCAUCCGCAUU